AUGGCGAAAGCAUACACACAAGCUGAAUUUGACAGUCUGAUAGAGAAGAUGGAGAAGGUGGUACCAUCGACUGAAUACUUACAUACGGUUAACGGUGGAGGGAGGCACUACACCAUCUGCCUAUUAGAGAGAAAAUGCGUUUGUGGGAGGUUCAAAGUUGAUGAAUUACCAUGCCCACAUGCUUGGGAUGUAUUGAAGAGCAAGUUUUUAAUGCCAGAAAAUUAUUGCUCUAACUAUUACAAACUAAAUUUUGUUGUAAUGACAUACGAUGUGCCUGAGAUCCCGUUACUGGACAGAAAUAAUUGGAAUAUACCAGCACAUGUUGCAGAGGAAGUUGUAUUACUACCCAAAUGGAAAAGACCUCCUGGAAGGCCAAAGAAGAAGCGCGAUAAACCUUUCAGUGAAUUGCUGCAGCCGAAAAAUCAACAUUCAUGUAGCAUAUGUAGGCAGGGAGGACAUAACAAGCGAACAUGUAGAAAUGCUCCACUUAGGAUUUAG
Nicotiana tabacum (common tobacco) is the source of this 498-nucleotide messenger RNA. RefSeq lists its product as uncharacterized. NCBI's taxonomy places the organism in Eukaryota, Viridiplantae, Streptophyta, Magnoliopsida, Solanales, Solanaceae. The record is from RefSeq and is a predicted model, not a curated record. Gene Ontology annotation, molecular function: zinc ion binding.